UUCGGCGCUGCUUGGGCAACGAUGGUGUCGUUUUUGUCGGCUGCGGAAUUCUGGAUCUUGAUCUUCAUCACCGCCACAGGGAACGUUCAUGCUCAGUGUCCGGAGAUCGAAUUCUCGAACUGCACCUGUUCCACGUCAGAAACCUCGAACCGCGCCGAUAAAUUCAGUGUUCCGUUAAGUACACGGGUCGUCAUCCGGUGUACUUCAGUGUUCAGCGUAGAGGCGCUGACGAAGCUCAUGAGGAACUUACGAGGCAAGAAGAUUGACGCCGUCCACAUCAUGGAUUCUCCGAUUGGUCCAGCGAUACCUGCGAACAUCUUCACGGCCAUUCCUCUCACCGAAGUGACACUCUCCAACGUUAAUAUAUCAUCCCUCAGCUCCUCGGGCUCCACACCUUUCCUCGGCCUCGAGCGAAGUCUGAAGUCCCUCGCACUGCGACACUGCAGCAUGAGCUACGAUGUAUCGCUGGAGAAACUGACUUCGUUGAGCCAAAUCGAGCAGAUAGAUCUGAGUUUCAACAGUCUGCAGUUCGUGAAAAGCCGCUGGUUCUCCGUACCGCCCGUCAAGUUGAAGUCUCUGAUACUGAAAGGGAACCACAUUGAAGCACUUGAGGACCAUGCGCUUCGGAAUGCGCGAGAGCUUAUCCAUCUGGAUCUAUCAGAAAAUCGGAUCCAAGGACUGCGAAGAACAAUGCUACCGGACAGCAUAGAAAUUCUUCACCUGGAGAACAAUCGCCUGGCGUAUCUUGAGGAUAACAUAUUUUCGUCGAUGUUGAAUCUAAGACGAUUAUAUCUGUCCAACAAUCGACUGCAGACGAUGAACCACAACACCUUCAGUCCGAUCUGGUUUAAAAUUCAGCCAGCCCUGGAACAAGUGGACUUGAGAGGUAACCCAAUAUACUGCGACUGUCAGCUGUCAUGGCUUUCUGAUACCAUCGUGCUCUGGCGGAACUCGCGGACUCUCCUGGGGCACUGCUCAGCACCCGAGCGGUUCAUCGGAGAUUCUCUCCGUUCUCUCGAUUGCUUCAAACUCCGUUGCGAAGGAUCGAACUGCACCCAGCUGUAUCCGAUCGAGCCCGAUGACUUCCUGGGAUCACCAGGAACGGUCGAAUGAAGAUCCCCCGGUCAUGAUAGAAGUCGGAAGCUUACAUGGAGAGAUGGGCUCCGGACGAAUAAUCAAGCGCUCCUUGGUCAGGGAUUCCCGCUCGAGAUUCCUUUGAUGUGGACUACGUACUCGAACAGACUAUCUC
This is a messenger RNA of Galendromus occidentalis (western predatory mite), 1249 nucleotides long. RefSeq names its product slit homolog 3 protein. The transcript has 6 exons. Gene Ontology annotation, molecular function: pattern recognition receptor activity; protein binding. The record is from RefSeq and is a predicted model, not a curated record. Gene Ontology annotation, biological process: positive regulation of interleukin-6 production; defense response to virus; canonical NF-kappaB signal transduction. The coding region runs from base 22 to 1113 and encodes 363 amino acids. Gene Ontology annotation, cellular component: plasma membrane. Lineage: Eukaryota; Metazoa; Arthropoda; Arachnida; Mesostigmata; Phytoseiidae.